Capsicum annuum is the source of this 387-nucleotide messenger RNA. RefSeq lists its product as uncharacterized. Lineage: Eukaryota; Viridiplantae; Streptophyta; Magnoliopsida; Solanales; Solanaceae. The transcript is spliced from 2 exons. Bases 1 to 387 code for a protein of 128 amino acids. The record is from RefSeq and is a predicted model, not a curated record.
AUGGAUCCAAAGAAGGUACAAGCAAUCGCGGAUUGGCAGGCACCUAGCGGGAUCAAAGAAUUGAGAUCAUUCUUAGGGCUAUCUAAUUAUUAUCGCAAAUUCAUUGCUGGUUACUCUAAGAAGGCUGCGGCAUUGACUGAUUUGCCAAAGAAAGAUGUCAAGUGGGUGUGGUCUGAGAAGUGCACAGCAUUUCACACGUUGAAAGAUGCUAUUGAUUCAGAACCCAUUUUGAGGCUGCCAAACUUUGAGUUACCAAUUGUGGAGAUUUUGGCCUCCAUUUGGGCCAUCAAAGCUCCUAUAAUAUCAUUUCCCAAAGGUUGGGAAGUAGUACCUUCGGUUUCCCUGGAAAAUGUACCUACGAAGUGCAAAAAACAGCAAGCACAUUAA